This is a messenger RNA of Alosa sapidissima (American shad), 3305 nucleotides long. RefSeq names its product UBX domain protein 6 (gene ubxn6). Gene Ontology annotation, molecular function: protein binding. The record is from RefSeq and is a predicted model, not a curated record. The coding region runs from base 129 to 1433 and encodes 434 amino acids. The transcript has 11 exons. NCBI's taxonomy places the organism in Eukaryota, Metazoa, Chordata, Actinopteri, Clupeiformes, Clupeidae. Gene Ontology annotation, cellular component: cytoplasm.
ACAGAGGAAGAAGAAGAAGUAGUCGUAGAAGAAGAAAAAGAUUAUAGUGGGCUAGACCUGGGUCCUUCUUAUCCUAUCUGACAUUCCUGAGAUUAAACUAGACGCUGAACUUACAACUGACAUUCACCAUGAAAAAGUUUUUUGAUGAUAUCAAGAGAGAUGUUAAAUUUAAAUCAGCGGGACCUGGAAAGAAACUCACCGAAGACGCCAGCACCAAACCUCAAGUGAUGCAGAGCAGUGCCAAAAAACAACCACAUCAUGUCACGCCGACAGAGGGUGCACAGAGAGCUGGUGCUGCAGCACUUGCAAGAAUAGAACAACAGCAGCGGCCAAAAGUCCAUACAUCGCAAGAUGCUAUCCGAAAUCAGGUCAAACGAGAGUUAGAAGCGGAGGCUGCAGCUACAGCAGCUGCUAAUGAGAGUUGCAAUGUUCCAGUGAAAGAUUCUGGUAGUUUGUCUGUUUCUGGGAUUUAUUUCAUAUGCCCUCUCACUGGAUCCAAGUUAACCAAGAGUGAAAGAGAACAUUGCAUUAAAGAAGCUAUUCUCAUGACAUUUGCAGAGGAUCCAGUUGAAGCUUCCAUCAUGAUGAUUCACACGUUCAACAAAGACCAGGAGAAAGUUAAAGCAGCAGUGGAUAUCGUGAGCAAGUACAUUGACAACAUCUGUGCAAAUCCUACAGAGGAGAAAUACAGGAAGAUCAAAGUCAGCAACAAGAUCUUUCAGGAGAGAGUGAGCUGUGUGGAAGGUUGUCCAGAGUAUCUCCAGGCUUUGGGCUUUGAGAAAACCAUGCUACCAAUAGAUGGACAAGACACCAGUGAGGAGUUCUGGUUGCUGGCAGAGCAGGAUGACGGCUCCCUGGAGCAGAUUAAGAAGAGGAGGGACCAGCUAAAGAAAGCAGAGCCAGUCAGGGCACGUCUAGAUCGUCAGACACAAGCUUUCAGACCAUCUCCUAAUGCAACACACUUUGAUCUCCCUUCAGAUUUUUAUAAUCUAACAGCAGAGGAGCUUAAAAGGGAGCAACAUCUUAAGAGCGAAAUUGUGGAGAGGAAUGCAAUGUUGAGAACAAAAGCGAUGCGUGAAAAAGAGGAACAGAGAGAAAGAAGGAAAUACAACUAUGCUCUGUUGAGAGUGAGGCUGCCAGAUGGAAUUCUCCUACAAGGUACUUUCUUGGCCCGAGAAAGGGUUUCUGCACUUUACCAGUUUGUGCGGGAGUCGUUGGUUGAUGACUGGCAGCCAUUUGAGCUGAUGGCUCCAGGAGGACAGAAACUUAAUGAAGAUGAGGACAUGGCACUCAAUGAGUGUAGUUUGGUUCCUGCUGCUGUGGUGACAUUUUCAUGGGAUGAGGCAGUGUUGGCAGACAUUGCAGCUGCUGGAAAACAAAAAAUGUCUGUGUUGAAGCCAGACCUGCUCGAAACUAUUAAGACCCUCAGCUGAAUCAAUUGUCAUCAGAAGUCUCCUGUCCUUUUACUCACAACUUACAUCCUGAAUUGUCCAUCAUUAAUUUCAGUGCUGUGUGGCUUUGGAAGGAUUGCUUAUAUGAUGACAGAAGUCCCAAGUGUCAUGCAGUGUUGCACUUCUAAUAAAGUUGUUGUCAGCCAUAACAUGGUUAUAAGGAAAGGAGAAUGUUUGGGCCAAGACAGUAUAGAAAAUGAAUAGCAGAGAUACACAAACUGAAGACAGCCUUUUAUGGACACCUGCAGGAACUGCUUUGGAGGCUAAGGUAGGCUAUAUGAAGUAUCGGUCAUAAGAGACGUAGAUUGCAAAUAUCCCCACUAUAGGCUAGCAUCUAUCAUGCAGAUACGUAUUUCCAGUUUCCAGGCAGUUUAACUAGGAAUCAGCUGAUCCUGUGUGACUGAGUAUCUGUUAUACUGUAAAAAAAAGGAAAUAAGGAAUGCAAAGGCACAAAAUAUGUUUAAUGAAGGAAUUAUUGAAAAUUGCAACUGGAAUUACGUCCAGAGAACAUUAAACCAACUGCAGAAUAUCAACCUCAGUUGUCCCUUGCUUUUAAAUAAUGCUUUAUUCAAAAUCUGCAAGACUUAUCUGUAAUCAUGGACAGUUCUUUAAAUACAAGAUUUUUUUGUUGUUGGACGGCAAUGUAAUAGCCCACCUGUAACCAUUUGUAUUAAAAUAUACAUUAUAGGGGUUUGGAAAUUGUACACAAAUGACCUGGCCUGUGAAAUGAUCUGUCAAGGAAAGACAAAAUCGCUGAUAUAAACAAAACUGAGCCAAAGGCGGCAAUAAUGCGGGGGAAAAACAUACAAAAAUUACAAAAGGAUGAUAUAUUCUCAGUUAAAGUAUAGUAGUUAUGUUUAAUUACACACACCAACAUGCAUAGACAUGUCCAUGUUAAAACAAGGCAAACAUCUGGUGUUGAAAAGUCUACUGCUUAAUAUUACAGACCCCACCUGCAAGCUAACAUUAUGCUUCUCGGACAACAGCUUAAGCCCUGCUGAUUGUUUAUACUGAUGUAUUUUCACCAUAAACAACUUCAUCAAUUAUACCCAAAUUCUUUCAAUAUUAUGAAUACCCUACAUAGACCUGCACCAGUCUUACUGUGGUCCUACUUGUUUGUAGCCUCAUGGGCAAGGUAAUAGAACAGCAGUAGAAGUGUUGACUUCCACUUGUUCCAGUUUGUCUGGCUUAGGUGAGCUUGAGCUGCCAUUCUGUGUCAGGAAUCCUGUGAAUGAAAUGUACACAAUUAAGCACGGGGGGGGUUUGUUACAUUUCUUCCACACAAGAUACACAGUCAGACUUGACCAUGAAAACCAAUUUAAUUGGAAUUACUAUAUGAGGAAUGUCAUCUGUAUAAUUUGGGGCAAAACUCCACAAUAUACACAUUCUCUUUUUCUCCACAAUAUACACACUUUUUUUAUGCAUGAUCACGUUUGGAGAUGAGGUAUCAAGUAAUUUAUUGAGAAGGUAUUUCAAAUGCAAUGUAAAACAUAAAAGGUGUCCUGAAUCCAAUCCUCAUUUUUAUAUGUAACAAUAUAAUACAGGCAAAGGAGUAACAAUAACAAUGUGAUUGCUCUUGAUAAUAUAGGGCAGAACUAUGAAUGCCAGAUCUGCAGAAAAUGUUUAGUGUUGAGACUUCUCCCUUCAUUUUUUCAUCAGUGGCCUGUCUCCCAGAAUAUCACUGGCUAUAUACAGUACAGAUUAGCCAUCUAAAUGAGUAAAUACUCCUACGAUUUCAGUUAAUGUAAUUUCUCCAUAUUGUAUUUAUCUUGUUGACUGUCUAAAAAACCUUUAAAUAACUAUUUUCUCAGUGGAAGGUAUAAACCGCCAAUAAAUGUAUCCUGUUUUAAAGUA